AUGGCCACCACCGCCGUCGCCGAUAUCCCCACCGUUGAGCUCCUCUACAAGCUUGGCAAGCUCUCCGCCCCCGCGAAGCCCCUCCACGCCCCCAACCUGUCGCACAACCAAAAGGUCGCCGUUAUCCGCGGCGACAUCACGAAGCUCGGUGUCGACGCCAUCGUCAACGCCGCCAAUAAGAGUCUGCUCGGAGGAGGUGGUGUCGACGGCGCCAUUCACCGCGCCGCCGGUCGCGGUCUUCUGCAGGAGUGCCGCACCCUCAACGGCUGCCAGACCGGCUCGUCCAAGAUCACCGGCGCCUAUGACUUGCCUUGCAAGAAGGUCAUCCAUACCGUCGGCCCCGUCUACGAUGAGCUCGCACCUGAGACCUCCGAGGAGCAGCUGAAGGGCUGCUACCAGUCCAGCCUGGAGCUCGCUGUCCAGAACGGCUGCCGCAGCAUCGCUUUCAGCGCUAUCAGCACUGGCGUCUACGGAUACCCUAGCCGCGAGGCUGCGCCCGUCGCCGCUGGUGUCGUGAGGAAGUUUCUCGACGGAGAGAACGGCAAGAAGCUGGACAAAAUCGUAUUCUGCACCUUCGAGAUGAAGGAUGUCAAUGCUUACAACGAGACCCUGCCUCUCUUCUUCCCUCCCACGGACAAAACGACAACCCACGACCAGGUCUCCGAUGGUCCCUCCAAGCAGGAGACAGAGGAGGCAAAGGCGAUCGCGGCUGAGCUUCCUACCGUCCCGAAGACCGAACCCUCUUCAUAA
Molecule: messenger RNA, 750 nt
Organism: Colletotrichum chrysophilum
Lineage: Eukaryota; Fungi; Ascomycota; Sordariomycetes; Glomerellales; Glomerellaceae
Exons: 2
Coding region: 1-750 (249 amino acids)
Source: RefSeq, a predicted model, not a curated record